This is a messenger RNA of Saccostrea echinata, 2742 nucleotides long. RefSeq names its product SCO-spondin-like. Gene Ontology annotation, cellular component: membrane. The record is from RefSeq and is a predicted model, not a curated record. The coding region runs from base 1 to 2742 and encodes 913 amino acids. Lineage: Eukaryota; Metazoa; Mollusca; Bivalvia; Ostreida; Ostreidae. Gene Ontology annotation, molecular function: calcium ion binding. The transcript has 15 exons. Gene Ontology annotation, biological process: homophilic cell-cell adhesion.
AUGAAUGGACUGUAUGGUCAGACUGUUCCAAUACCUGUGGAAAUCUUGGGACGAAAACAAGACAAAGGAGGAGAGAGGUAUAUGUUUCACAGGAGCCGGAUAGUAGUGACUGACAGCGCAUGUGGUGGUGUGUCCUGUACAAACAGCUUAAAAGAGAUAAAAUGUGGACAUCUGAAAUGUUACAGGGAAUGUGUGCUGGGCACAUGGUCCUUUUGGAGUAUUUGUAAAGGUCCGUGUGAGCAAAAGGGAGUACGGAAAAGGACCAAGAUAAUCAAACAGCAGCCAAGCUGUGGGGCGAAUCCAUGCCCUUUCCAUGAGGAAGAGGAGGAAUGUAUCGCGGGCUGUUGUCCGGUAGACUGUCAGCUCGGGGAGUGGAGUGUGUGGUCAGAAUGCAAUACAACAUGUGGAGUGGCCAACAGAACACGAGCAAGAUUUGUCCAGCCGAUGGAGUGUAAUGGAAUGAAGUGUGUUGAGGAUCCUGUAUCUGAAGUACAGGAGGAAUGUGAGCGCUAUAUCAAUGUGGAUUGUGUGGUUGACCCAUGGUCUGCAUGGAGUGACUGCAUUUUGCAUAAUGGUUUAUGUGGUGAGGGGACCAGGAAUAGGAGUAGGACUAUUGCUGUUGAACCAAAAUGUCAGGGGGACACCUGUCCUGUGUUGGAAGAGUCGAGGAUCUGCUAUGGUCCAUGCUGUCAACAAGACUGUGAAAUUUCUGAAUGGAAAUCCUGGUCAUACUGCUCAACAUCAUGUGGUCAAGGCAUCAGAACUAGAGAGAAGGAAGUUCUGGUGCCAUCAAGCUGUAAUGGGACGGAAUGUCCUCCUAAAGCAGAACUAUUUGAAUCUGAAGAAUGUGAAAUCUCAAAGACAAUUGAUUGCCAGCUCUCAGACUGGACGAAAUGGUCAGCCUGUAGUGAGAAUUGUGGCUCGGGGUCCUCAAUACGAUCCAGGCGUCUACUGACUCCAGCCUACUGUGGGGGUUCACACUGCCGUAACCAGACCUUGGAGGAGUCCAGGGAAUGUGAAUCGUACACAGCCUCUAGAGAUUGUAUUAUGACGGAGUGGGGAGAAUGGACAGAAUGUGAGAGGAAUUGUAAUGGGGGAAAACAGACUCGAUCCAGGGAGAUUUUACAAGCCCAGCAGUGCAAAGGAGCAAUAUGUCCUCAUACAGAGGUUUUGAGAACAAAUUGUCACUCCAUAUGUGACCAUCCUGAGAUGUGUAACCAGGGGGUUUGUGGAUGUCGGCUGGGGUACAGGAUGUCAGAUGAUGGCUACAGUUGCCUCCCUGUGAAGUGUUUGUUUCCUUCCAUUAAAUAUUGCCCUCCUUCCCGAACAGAGUUUUUCAGCUGUAGACAUCCUAGCAGCAUCACAUGUAAAGGGUAUGACUACUUAGACACCUGCACUGUCUCCUGCAUCACAGACUGGUUCCUGAAAGGUUCCACUAACAUCAUAACCUGUCUUGCUAAUGGAACCUGGAGCCACCCACAACUCUUUUGUGCCCCUCCCAACAAUCCUCCACAUUCUAUGAAGGUGGACAAUACAAAUAUUAAGGAAAAUGUGAAAGAUCUUUGUGUGUACCUCAGCACGGUCGAUGAUUCCUAUGAUGCCCAGUUUUACUCCAUCCUUGCUGAUCCCAAAAAUAUCUUCCAAGUUUCUGGCUCUAAGCUUUGUCUCAAUAGAAAGGCAGACUAUGAGGAAAAGCCAACCAAAUGGAAUGUGACAGUGAGAUGUACAGACAUAGAGGGGGCAUAUGUGGACAACACAUUCCAAUUCCAAAUUCUUAAUGAAAAUGAUCCACCAAAGUCUGCAAUGCUGAUGCCAAAUAUGAUACCAGAGAACAGUAUGGCUGACACACACGUUGGAUGUUUUAGUGCACAGGAUGAUGAUCCAAGUCAAAAUGUUACUCUGCUGCUUGUAGACUCGGAGCACAGAAUGUUCACCUCUUACUCUAAUGGAUCACAGCUAUGUCUCAAGGUAUUAAAGCAGUCAGAUCCCUUAUGUCUAUCAGAAGGGGGUAAAUACUGUGUGUUGAACAGAGAAGAACAGAAAGUUCACUUUGUCACACUGAUGGUACAGGAUGACUACAGUCCCCCAGGCAUUUCUUAUUUUAACCUCCCUGUGACCUUGAAGGAUGUCAAUGACAAACCUGUGUUGGUGACCCUUGACCCGAAUGUCAUACCCGAAGAAGUUGAGCCUGGAGAGCCAUUAACAGCUCUGAGAACCAUUGAUGAGGAUGAACACCAGGUUUUCCAGUAUGAACUAAUGGAAGAUGACACAGGACUGUUUUCUAUUAUCAAUGGGAGUCUGGUCUCAUCAGUGAAAUUCAAUUUUGAAGAAAGUGACAGUAAAGAAUUUCAUAUCAAAGUUAUAUCUAGGGAUAAUGGCUCCCCAAGUUAUAGUGUGAUUUCCACCCUGACCUUUACUAUAGGAGAUGUUAAUGAACCUCCUUAUGACCUUCAUCUGACCUCAUUAAAUGCACCGAUACAGUUUCCAGAAGAUAAACCAGAGCUGAAGGAAAAUGUCAAAGCAACUUAUAUAGGAACCAUAGUAGUGAAAGACCAGGACAAGGGAGACAAUCUAGUGAUGAAAUUAAUGGAUGAUCUAGGAGGCCGUCUGGUUAUAAUGAAUGCAGACUGCUCUCAAGUCAAGACUGCUGUAGUGUUAAUGUCUGGUUAUAAUGAACCCAGACUGCUCUCAAGUCAGGGUCAUUUUUAUCACCUGGUUAUAAUGAACCCAGAAUGCUCUUAA